CAGUACCCGGCGGUGAUUUGGAUCAGCCACUUGUGUGAGCUCCCAUCCAGUUCUAAUUCUAUUAUCCUGAAUCCGAAACUCAAGGAUCAAGUUUCGCAGUGUCGAGUGCUUGUGCCAAACUAAUGCCAAAGUAAUCAAAGCUAAACGCAUUAAAGCGACCGACGACUCAACGCGGCUGGAAGUCAAUAAAAGUAAACUACAUAAAAGCAACUUGCGGUCCCGGAAAUAAUGUCCACCACUGCCGAGUCUAUUGGAGGGGGACUGGGGGAAGUUGCCUCCGUCCCGGCAUCCCGUCCCAUUCCUACUAUCGUGGCCGAUGCCAUUGUGAAGACAGCGGCCGUAAUUAGCAGCACAGUCUCUCCAAGCUCAACAACUGGCGCCUCUCCGGCCACCUCUACAACUACCACGACCACGCCCUCGCCCUCGUCCUUGUCGGCGGCCAUCUCCACUCCCACGCCCACUCCCGGCCAGUCAUUCAGCCCCCCUGGGGGAAAUGAGGAUGGGAAAAUCAGUGUGAAGGAUUUGAGCCAGGCCCUGCAACAUUUCGGAACUGUUGAUUACUUGGUCUUCGUGGCCAUGUUGGCGGUAUGCGCCGUUAUUGGCGUCUAUUUCGGUUUCAUCGAAAAGAAGCAGAAGAAGCAGAAGCUGAACGGCAAGGAUGGGGCUGGAGCGGCGGGCAUCGAGGAGCGACGUGGCUCAGAGGCGCUGGACUACCUGGUGGGCGGACGCCAAAUGAAAGUGUUUCCGGUCGCGCUGUCACUUGUGGCCAGCUUCGUGUCGGGCAUCUCGCUUCUGGGAACUUCGACGGAAAUUUACGUCUACGGCACCCAGUACGCCUUCAUCCUGGUGACCCUGGCCAUAUCGGGAACCAUUUCGUGGUACAUCUUCCUGCCCGUUUUCUGCAACCUGCAGCUGACAUCCACCUAUGAGUAUUUUGAGAGACGUUUCAGCCGGCGAAUGCGUUUGUUCGGAGCUAGCUUGUUCGUCCUGAAGGCGAUCAUAUGGCUACCCAUUGCCGUUUACGUUCCGGCCUUAACCUUCAACCAGGUAUCUGGAAUUGGAAUACAUACCAUAACCCCCAUUGUGAUCAUCAUCUGCACCUUCUACACCUGCGUGGGCGGUCUCAAGGGCGUUGUCUACACGGAUGUGGUUCAGAGCGUUAUCAUGUACGGGUCCUUGGUCAUCAUCAUGAUCAAAGGAACCUUGGAUCUUGGGGGCCUGGAUGUUGUUUUGCAGCGCAAUUCGGAAGGCGGUCGACUUAAUACCCCCGAGUGGACCAUGGAUCCUACUGUUCGGCUGAGUGUGUUUUCAGUAUUUGUUGGGGGAACUAUCUUCAAGCUGCAGAGCACUUCCAUUAACCAGGCUACGGUCCAAAGGUUCAUGUCGCUGCCCACACUGAAGUCCAUCAAGCAGACCCUAAUCACCUUCUCCAUUGGACUGACCUUGUUGUACUUGGGUUGUGUAUAUGUCGGCUUGGUUUGCUAUGCCACCUAUUUCGAUUGCGAUCCCAUGUCCACAGGACUGGCUGGCCGUCGGGAUCAAUUGGUGCCUCUCCUGGUGAUGCGAGUCCUGGGAGUUGUACCUGGACUGCCAGGACUCUUUGUGUCGGCCGUGUUCAGUGCCGCCUUGAGCUCUUUAUCCACGCUCCUUAACUCCUUGGCCGCCGUAAUCCUGGAGGACUUUGUGAAGCCGCGCAUGGGAAAGGCCAUGCAGGAGCGCCAUGUGGCACUCACCAUGCGCCUGGUGGUGGUGACCUUUGGCAUAAGCUCCAUCUUCAUGGUGUAUGUGGUGGAGAAACUGGGCAUGGUCCUGCAGCUGUCGGCCACCCUCCAAUCGAGCUUGUAUGGUCCAAUGCUGGGUAUAUUCACGGUGGGCAUGCUAAUGCCGUGGGUGGGCGAUAAGAGCAUUUUUGCUGGAAGCAUAAUAUCCUUCCUCACCAUGGCCUGGAUUGCUGUGAAUGCCCAAAUCGCAAACAUAACCGGCACCUUCCAGCACACCAAACUGCCCGUUUCCGUGGAGAAUUGUGAAUACGACUUUGACAUGAGUCGCUACUUGAACUCAACAGCCGAAUACGAGCCCCACAAAGGAACCUCAGUGUACCACAUGUCCUUCUUAUUGUACGCCAUGCUGGGCUCCAUUUUGACAAUUGUCUUUUCAAACCUGGCCACCUUAGUUUAUGGACGUCAGGAUAUCAGGGAUGUGGACGAAAAUUUGCUGGCUCCGUUUGUUCAACGUUAUUUCCGUAAAAAGAACUACUAUUACGAAACGGUGGAGCUCAAGACUGCUAAUGUCAUGAAAGUUUCGGAGACUUCCGAUUAAGUGUUUGGAAGAUAC
Messenger RNA from Drosophila bipectinata, 2334 nucleotides. RefSeq names its product kin of rumpel. Gene Ontology annotation, biological process: sodium ion transport; transmembrane transport. Gene Ontology annotation, cellular component: membrane. The record is from RefSeq and is a predicted model, not a curated record. NCBI's taxonomy places the organism in Eukaryota, Metazoa, Arthropoda, Insecta, Diptera, Drosophilidae. Gene Ontology annotation, molecular function: symporter activity.